CUCUUACCUUCUGUUGUCCUUGGAGUGCAGAAACCACAACUCUCAAAGUUGUCGUUUUUACCAUUGUACAAGGGGAAUUUGGGAGAUCUGGAGCAGCAGUGUAUGUUAAUCACCACAAUGUCUUGGGCAAACUUCGGCGAUAACGAUGUUGAGCAGUUUUGGAUAACCAUUGCAAAUCACACGGCUGCUUCAGGGGAUUUUGACUUUCUACAGUUGGGACAUUUUGCUUUGAGUUUGUUGACGAUGCCUUUCACUAAUGCAGCCGUAGAAACGACUUUCUCUGAAAUUAAUCUAAAUAAAAUGAAACUGAGAAACAGAAUGCAGCAAGGCAUGCUAGAAGCUUUGUUACGCAUUUAAAGCUACAUGAAGCACAGAGGGAUCUGUUGCAAUGGAUUUAUCCCAACAGCAAUGCUGAGUAAAUUCAUUCAAACAUUUAUUCGACCGAUGAUCAUGGUGAUGAUGUUCUAUCCAACUAAUAUUUUGCAGUUACAGAUAAAUGUCAGCCCAGUAUCGUCAGACAUUCAAGGAGAUUAUUGACAAGGUGGCGCUGGUGAAACAAGAGGGGGGUGAAAAACGCAUUCAUUUAAAGAAAAAGUAUCAAUAUCUGUUGCAUCUCCAAGAAACUGCCAUGCAAGAAGAGAAUAAGCAGUGUUCCAGGAGUCCUGUGUCUUCCAGAGUUGCAGCACCUGUACUUUGGGAAGGGACAUUACCCCAAACUGCUCAUCAAGACAGUAGUUCCAGUUCAACAGACUUUAGACCAGGCAUGGAAGAUCAGGAGGCCGAGAAAAGCAUCCAGAAAUAUAGACGCCAUCAAGGAGCUAUGACUCCUGAAAUUAGAAUCACAGAAGAUGACACAGGCACAAAUUGGAAUGGCAAGGAGCAAGACAGCCACUGGGUAGGUUGGAGCAGAUCUUUGGAGGAACCAUUGCAAAAGGAUGUUCCAGAAGAUGAAGAGGAGCAUGAAAAUAGAAUGACAGAAGGGAAGUCUGAUGAAGACCAUCCAUCAAUAUCUGGAGAUGAAGAUGUAGACGAUGGCUUCAAGGGUGAGACGGAGUCUGAAGUAUUUGAAGAUGGCACUGGUAGUGAGGGAUCUGCAGCUGUUGUACUGGACCAAGCAGAAAAGAAUUGGAUGCUUUGUGCUGCCAAGGGACAGCUUGCAUCACUGAGGCAGCUUCUGCAGCAGGAUCCUGCACUGGCUCACAAAAAGGACUUUACAUCGGGGUUUACAGCAUUGCAUUGGGCUGCUAAGCAUGGAAUGGAAGAACUUGUGGUCAUGUUGGUGAAUGCAGGAGCUGAUGUGAAUAGUCGAUCUGGGGGAUACACACCUCUACAUAUUGCAGCACUGCACAAUCACAGGCACAUAUAUGACCUUCUAGUCACUAACUAUGGUGCCAAGGAGAAAGUGCGAGAUUAUAGUGGUCGUCUUCCUUCACAGUACCUUAAAGGGGAACAUUCUCUAGAUGAUUCCACAGGAGCAACACGUUCUGAGCUUCAGCUGCUGCUAGAAUUUCAGCAAUCCCGCAGUGAAAGACGAAACAGAAAGUUGGCUGGGCUUUUCCAUCAUUCAAAGAGUGCAGGCUCCAGGAAGAAGUGGGGCUCAAUGGAGGAUUUACUAGAGGAGGAUGAAGACAAGACUGGUGUGCAUUACCUAGCUCUUCCAGCCUCUUACAAACCUGUACGAAAGUUCUCCCGAUAGCUGCAUGAGAUCCGUGGGAUGUUAGCAGCUAUUACUUGCGCUGAAGCAAAGCAGGAGGACAAGUAUAAUUCUGUUGCUGUGGCAUUUGUUGUGAAGAGAAAAAUGGGCAGGCAACUGAACUGUGGACUCCCGUCAGUUUAUGGACAUGUGGCAUGACUUUUGCUCAGCUACCCUCCUGAGGCCUACAGCUACAUCAGUUCUCAUUCCUCUGACAACAUCCAUCAUAAUUGAUCUUACUUCUGUCUGUGCUUUUUUUAUUAUUAAUGAAGCUUGUUAUGGUGCAUUUAUUUCACUGCCACUGUUCCUAUUUCAUUGAGACUCAGAACACUACUAAAGAAGCAGUACAACUUUGCAUUCUGUUUUCAUGAUAUGACUGAAAUGAAGAGCAAAAUGUAAUGUAACCCAUGCUUUUUUUUUUUUUUUUAAGAACAGAUUUUUCCCCUUAUAUUGAAAUAAUAAGGAUAAUCAUUUUUGUUUGGCCACCAGUGAUUUUCAUUUUUGGCUGACAAAUGAUGUCGUGGAAAUCCUACAUUCAACAAAGAAGGACAAAGAGAUGCUGUCGUAUGUCUCUGAAGUCACAUAAUGCGGAAGAGAGGAAGGAAAAAAACAGUGCAUUCAUUUGUUGUUUUAUGAAGCAUGAUCUAAUUUGGCUGAUUUGUUAAACAUGUCUUUAGUACUACAGCUUUUAUUUCUCUUAUUUAAUUAUUUUAAUGAACUUUUAAAGUUGCUAUAUUUUAUUAAGAAAACAUGUUUGGCUGUACCUUUGAUAUGUAUUUAUAUAUUCAUAAUGUGUUCAAAAGUAUAUUUGCUUGCCAGUAGUAAAUAUUUUUAUACAAAAAAAAUUUAAAUAAUUCUCAGUGUUUGUGUUUUGGUUUGUAUGUUUUUAUAACAGGCUGCAGUAAAUGUUUGUUUCUGGUUCAUAGGGGAGAUGACAUAUGAUGGGUCACAUAGGAGCAGGAAUAAAAUAGGAAGAGGGGUGGAUGCAGCUGCAGAUAAUUCUGUUUCCAGAGGAAGGACACUUAAAUUCAUGUGCACUUCUGAAAGUGAGCAAGGCUAUGGCACUAGCUAAUAAAUGCAUUAGUAUGAAAUAAAAUAUGGAGGUUAUAGUUUCUUUGUUGAUGUUAUUAAACAGUUGGCUUAAAAUGG
Protopterus annectens (West African lungfish) is the source of this 2842-nucleotide messenger RNA. Its product is annotated as ankyrin repeat domain-containing protein SOWAHC-like. Lineage: Eukaryota; Metazoa; Chordata; Ceratodontiformes; Protopteridae. The transcript has 15 exons. Gene Ontology annotation, molecular function: protein binding. Bases 497 to 1696 code for a protein of 399 amino acids. The record is from RefSeq and is a predicted model, not a curated record.